AUGUCCGGCCCACCGUCUCGCAUCCGCUCAAUUCUCGGCCAUCUCGUUCCCCAGCACUCCACGCCUCCUCACAUCCACCAGCUGUCGCCAACCUUCUUCCUGGAGCGCGCCGCAUCUAUCGAGCCCAAUGCCGAGGCUAUCUUUCACAUCACCUCUAAUGGCGCGAUACUGCACCGGUCCUAUCAGGAAUUCGCCGAUCGCGCCAGAGGCCUGGCCUACUAUUUGAAAAAGCACGGCUUCAAGCGCGUUGGUGUUCUCGCACCCAAUACGCCGGCUUUUCUCGAAGCCAUCUACGGCAUCCCGGCCGCGGGCGGUGUUAUUGCGCCUGCAAACUACAGACUCAAGCCAGAUGACAUUGCUUACAUAUUCGAGUUUGCCGAAGUUGAUAGCAUCAUUGUCGACCACGAGUUUGUUGGCCUUUUGGACCUGUUCAAGGAGAGGCACCCGAAGAUUCCCCUGAUAAUUGACUCGGAUACCGAUGCCACAGAGGGCCAACUAUGCGGGCCUUUUGAUGAAGCUGUCUUGGAGGGUUUAAACUAUGAUCGCUCGACUGGAAACACAGGCUGGGCCGGCCUCCAUGCGCACGCCACCAACGAGGAUGACAUGAUUGCUAUUCCCUUUACUUCGGGCACCACAUCUCGUCCCAAGGGUGUUGUUUACACCAACCGCGGAUCAUAUCUUGCCGCCAUGGGCAACAUCAUUGAAUCAGGACUUAACAAUGGCCGCUGCAAAUAUCUGUGGACUCUGCCCAUGUUUCACGCCAUAGGCUGGACUUUUCCUUGGGCCGUUGUCGCAGUGCGCGGCGUAAAUGUCUGCUUGAGAAAGAUUGACUACCCAUUGAUAUGGAAGCUUCUAAAGGAGCAGGGCAUUACGCAUUUCAAUGCGGCCCCUACAGUCAACACUCUGUUAGUAGCAGCAAAAGAGGCCGAAAGGCUUCCGCAAGAGGUCCGAGUAACGGUCGCGGCUAGUCCGCCAAGCGGCCACCUCUUUGAGCAAAUGACCAACCUCAAUCUCAUUCCGGUUCAUGUCUAUGGAAUGACUGAGACGUAUGGCCCGCUCACCAAAUGCUACAUCUUGCCAGAGUGGGAUAAUCUUCCGCCACAUGAGAAGUACGCCAAAAUGGCCCGCCAAGGCCACGGCUUCAUCACCAGUCUUCCCAUUCGAAUAGUCAAGCCCGAUCAACCCAACGGCGCGCUGAUAGAUGUGGCCAAGGACGGCAAAGAAAUUGGCGAGAUUGUCUUCUUUGGAAAUCUCUGUGCAAAGGAAUACUACAAAGACCCCGAGGCCACCCGCAAGUUGUUUGAGGGAGGCGCUCUACGUUCAGGGGACCUGGCUGUAUGGCAUCCCGAUGGCAGCGCUCAGAUUCUGGACCGCGCCAAGGACAUUAUCAUCUCUGGUGGCGAAAACAUCUCGUCGGUGGCACUGGAGAGUAUGCUCGUUGAGCAUCCUGACGUUCUCGAAGCCGGCGUCGUAUCCGUUCCUGAUUCCCACUGGGGUGAGCGACCCAAGGCCUAUGUAACAGUCAAGGAGGGGAAGAACUUGGUUGGCGAGGACGUCAUCAAUUGGGCCAAGCAUCAGAGCAACAUUAGCAAAUUCAUGGUGCCAAGAGAGGUGGAGAUUGUCAAGGAGCUGCCCAAGACAAGCACAGGCAAGAUUAAGAAGAAUGAUUUGCGGCAAUGGGCUAAGACAGGGCGUAAGGAGUAA
Trichoderma atroviride IMI 206040 is the source of this 1704-nucleotide messenger RNA. RefSeq lists its product as uncharacterized. The record is from RefSeq and is a predicted model, not a curated record. Lineage: Eukaryota; Fungi; Ascomycota; Sordariomycetes; Hypocreales; Hypocreaceae.